Messenger RNA from Lactuca saligna, 1094 nucleotides. The record is from the annotation of a GenBank genome assembly. NCBI's taxonomy places the organism in Eukaryota, Viridiplantae, Streptophyta, Magnoliopsida, Asterales, Asteraceae.
UUGAGCCCAAGAAUUAAAAUUCUUAGCCCAACCUAUUUCUUCCUUCCCUUCGUUUUUAUUUCUGGCCACCCAAACCUCUAUUUUCUUUUAUUCUUCUUUUGUGAAUCGAUCCACAUAUCUCAAAGCCUCAAACACCAAAAUCUAACCCUAAAAUCCGUAUAUCUUUCUUCCUUCGUUCACGCCAAUCGUCUUCAGGAGUAGGCUUCCCAACCCCAUACACUGAACCCUGACUCGUACCCUUGAGGUAUGUUAACGAUGAAGACAUACAACAUAAGCUUGUAAGCUUCCAUUGUUGAGAAUGAAUGGCUGCGUUCACACGAGAUAUUUAUUAUUUAAGCCACUUGUAAAUUACUCUGCUGUUUCCCCAUCAUUGGGCAGAAUUUACCUUCAAAACAGUGCCACCUCUCUCUCUCUCUCUCUCUCUCUCUCUCUCUCUCAUCGCCGGAACCCCAACUGAGCCAUGUCCGACUACAGCCGCCCCGACAACGGAUCAGGCUGUUGCAGGUGUUGUUUCAGCUUCAUACUAACCUUAGGUCUCACUUCACUCUUCCUGUGGCUAAGCUUACGCACUUCAAAUCCAGUUUGCUCCAUCCAAGACGUUUACAUUCCCGCCCUCAAUAAAACCCGAAAUUCAACCUCCGAUCAAUCCAUCUACCUCGAUCUGAAGCUCGACAACGAGAACAAAGACAAAGGGUUUUAUCAAGGACAUCAGAAAAAAACACGCCGGAAAAACUGGACGGACACGCAAGGAGUGCCGUGGGAUGCAGCCGUGAACAUCACUGGUGGUAGACCGCCGGUAUUCAGGGUGGAUUUGGCGACGGCGGUUAGGUUUAAGAUAUUAUUUUGGAAAACAAAGAGACAUCGACUCAUACUUGGGGCUGAUUUUGAAGUUAGUGACAGGGGGCAGAAAGUGCAAAAGAAAGGUACACGGUUAAAAUCCGGUGCACCGGAGUUGUUUUCCGGUAAUUCUUGUAUAGCUUCCUCAUUGGUUGUAUUUUGUACAUUAGUAUUGGUGUUCAUUUGAAUUGAAUGCAAGUCUUUUUGUAUUAUUAUUAUUAUUAUUAUUAUUUUUAUGUAUUGUAUAGCUUCUUCAU